AUGGUUUAUGAGGCUAAACAAACUGUUAAUACAACGCAUGAUAUUGUUGCUAGUGGUGUAUCCAAAUUAUCGGAUUAUGCAAUCACUUCAUUACCAAAUUUACAAAAUCUUAAGCGAACUGUUCAACGAAUUCGUCAAAAGCAUCAAAAUCCAUUACCAUUACCAACAAAUCGGGAUUCAAUUAUUAUUGAUGCAAUAUUUACUAAAACGAAUCGUGAUCAAACAUUUUUGCAAUUCGAUUCUGGUCCAACGGAUCAACGAAUAUUAAUCUUCUCAACCAAAAAACAACUCAAAAUGUUAAAAAAUGGAAGUCAUAUUUAUCUGGAUGGAACAUUUGAUGUGGUUCCCGAGCUGUAUUUCCAACUGUAUACAAUCCAUGUUACAUAUUUGAAUCAUAUUUUACCAGCAGUUUAUGUAUUAUUACCUGGAAAAAAACAAUGUUUAUACAAAACAAUGUUCAAAGAACUGAAGAAUUUAGUGCCAGAUUUUGAUCCGUUAAAUGUUAUGAUUGAUUUUGAACGUGCCACUAUAAAUGUAAUUAAAAGUCUAUUUCCAACAACAGUUUUAAAUGGGUGUUUUUUUCACUUAUGUCAAAAUAUCUAUCGUGCUGUUACACGAUUUGGUUUAAAAACAUUAUAUGGUGAAAAUGAAAAUUUUGCACAAC
Messenger RNA from Didymodactylos carnosus, 664 nucleotides. NCBI's taxonomy places the organism in Eukaryota, Metazoa, Rotifera, Eurotatoria, Philodinida, Philodinidae. The record is from the annotation of a GenBank genome assembly.